Phascolarctos cinereus (koala) is the source of this 3742-nucleotide messenger RNA. RefSeq names its product RasGEF domain family member 1A (gene RASGEF1A). Lineage: Eukaryota; Metazoa; Chordata; Mammalia; Diprotodontia; Phascolarctidae. Gene Ontology annotation, biological process: Ras protein signal transduction. Gene Ontology annotation, molecular function: guanyl-nucleotide exchange factor activity. The record is from RefSeq and is a predicted model, not a curated record. Gene Ontology annotation, cellular component: plasma membrane.
GGGGCGCUUCAGAGCCAAGCUGGCGGGAAGCAGAGAAGGCAGGCAGGCAGGCAGAGAAGCAGGAGAAACGCUACCGCAGCAAACAAGAAGGAACCCGGGUUGGGAUGGAAUGAGGGGAUGAUUCUGGCCAGCUGGAGCUGGGGGACCCAGUGCUGACAGCCUAAAGCUCCCUCUUUGUCCCCCGGUCACCACUCGGAGUUUUGUUUUGUUUUGUUUUGCUUCUGCUGCCUGAUCACGGGCUUUUAUGUACAUACUGCAGAAGACAAUGAGGGAAACUAUGCCCCAGACACCAAUCUUCUCCAGUAUGCUUGGGUCUAGUUGUAGUGGACAGGUGCAGCCAGACAUGGGAGAGCGGAGUGGUGGAGACCUCGUUUUCCAGGAUGGGAAUCUUAUCUCCGGAUCCUUAGAAGCCUUGAUUGAGCACCUGGUCCCCACCGUGGAUUAUUAUCCAGAUAGGACUUAUAUCUUCACCUUCCUCCUGAGCUCCCGAAUCUUCAUCCCUCCAUAUGACCUUCUGGCCAAGGUGGGCCAGAUCUGUACCAAGCAGAAGCAGCAGCUGGAGGCUGAGACAGAAAAGGCCAAGCUAAAGUCUUUCACUGCCAAGAUUAUCCAGCUCCUGAAGGAAUGGACUGAGGCAUUCCCCUAUGAUUUCCAGGAUGAGAAGGUCAUGAAGGAGCUAAAAGAGAUCACUCACAGAAUCACACAGUGUGAUGAGGAGAAUGGGACAGUGAAGGCAACCAUCACUCAGAUGACCCAGAACCUCAUCCUGUCCCUUACCACCAGGAACCAGUUCCAGGAGAUAAGGGAGAAGUUCCGUCAGCCUGUCACAGACAAAGGGACUAUUCUGAAGUCAAAGCCCCAGGCGUCCCAGAAGGAUAUCCUAAGUGUGUGUUGUGACCCACUCAUUCUAGCCCAGCAGCUUACCCACAUAGAGCUGGAAAGGGUCAGCAACAUUUACCCUGAGGAUCUGAUGCAGAUAGUCAGCCACAUGGACUCUCUAGAUAAUCACAAGUGCCGUGGGGACGUAACCAAGACCUAUACCCUAGAGGCCUAUGAUAAUUGGUUCAACUGCCUGAGCAUGCUGGUGGCCACAGAGAUUUGCAGGGUGGUAAAGAAGAAGCAAAGGACAAGAAUGGUGGAAUUCUUCAUUGAUGUGGCAAGGGAAUGUUUCAACAUUGGGAAUUUUAACUCCAUGAUGGCCAUUAUCUCCGGUAUGAAUCUGAGUCCAGUGGCACGACUAAAGAAAACGUGGUCCAAAGUCAAGACCGCUAAAUUUGAUGUUCUGGAGCACCACAUGGAUCCAUCCAGCAACUUCUGUAACUAUCGAACUGCCCUGCAAGGGGCUGCCCAGAGGUCUCAGACUGCCAACAGUAGCAGGGAGAAGAUAGUCAUCCCAGUUUUCAACCUCUUCAUCAAGGACAUCUACUUCCUGCACAAAAUACACACUAACCGUCUGCCAAAUGGCCAAAUAAAUUUCAAGAAAUUUUGGGAGAUUUCUAGACAAAUUCAUGACUUUAUGACAUGGAAGCAAGUGGAAUGUCCUUUUGACAAAGAUAAGAAGAUCCAGAGUUACUUACUCACAGCACCUAUUUACAGUGAAGAAGCUCUCUUUGUAGCAUCCUUUGAAAGUGAAGGUCCAGAAAACCAUAUGGAAAAAGACAGCUGGAAGACACUCAGGACAACUCUCCUUAACAGAGCCUGAAAUUUCAGGGUGCAGCAUAUAGAAGUGGAGAAAAAAGCACAUGAAUGACCAAGUUUUUAUCCUGAAUGAUACAAGGGGUUGAGAUGAGCAAGACCUCACUGGUUGGGGUCUGUUUUGUAUAUACCUUUUGUGAGAAAAAAAGGGUAAAUAUUUCGUGCAUCAACCUUAAGGCACCUAAAAAAUGAAGGUUUUUGUUUAUUUUAAAUAUCAGGGCAGGGCCCUGUUGGGGGACAGGGGGGAUUAUCAUGGGAGAGAGUAUCCAUGGUAAUGUCUUAAUCUAAUAAAAUGUAGAUUUUUAUUUUCCAUGUUUGAUUACUUCCAUCUUAAGAAAAAUAAAAUUUAAAAACCCAACCAAAUACAACCUGAACACUGCACAGGUUCAGUGCCCUAUCAGACAGUCUCUACAGCAGUGUCUCUCUAAAGUCGGGGACUAGUGCCUUAUAAGGUACUGAAAUUGUCUAGUGUACCUAUUCCUUUCAAGCUGGAAGUAAGCAAAUUCAAACCAGGAGGGAUGGAGACCCAGAAAGCAGCUACAUCUUUGUAAAUAUAUGGGGAGAUAUUAUGGCACAUGGACUACAGCAUACCUACCUAUAAUAGCAAAAGGGCAGCAUUCCAUUUUUUUUCUGACCUUGUUAGAAGAAAGGGAUAACUGCCAAAGCUAUGAGGAGUUUUAUGUCUGAAUGCUUCUGGAGAUGAUUAUUUGAGUUUGGGCUGUCAGUAGUUUACAUUUUCAUUUUCCUUUAUCAGGGAUUUAUUGGGAGGGGGGAAACAACCUUGUAUGUAAUCUACAAACUACACAUUUAGAUACAGAAUUUUGCCUAAUGGUAUGUCCGGCAAAUUGUUCCUAGGAGCCUUUCAGAGAAGGGGGGGGGGAAGAAUAAAUCUAAAAUAAGGCAAGGGAGGUAGAUGUGAAACAGAUGUCAGUUUUUAGGGUUGUAGCAAGAGAGAAAAUAGUACCAGAACACUAUGGCAUUUCAGGCCAUCAUUUGAACCCUAGUACAAAGUAAAAGUUAGGCUCUUCUGUCAGCCAAUGAUACUAGAUGAUUACUCCCUCUUUCCAACUGUUCUCAGAUAGAUGCUUAAUUAGGACACUGGAAAAAUUGAAUAUUAGCAAAACCACUGACAAAUGUAGCCAUUUGUAUGAAAAACUGCCCAUUAUUAGAAAAUGUUUUCUAUAUCCCCAAUUAGAGCAGUAAAUUAUUUCCCCCAUAUCCACUUCAAAGGAGUAUACCUUGACUCUCAUCAAUCGUGAGGAAGUAUCAACUUCACUCCAUUAUAUAGCCGGAUGAUCUCCUAUAAACCCAUGUUUCAAGUAAAUCUUUCCUCAUAGAUUUUGUUUCUAGGCAUUCAUUUUUCCCAGAAAAUAAAACUGGAAAACCUAGGUAGAUGUAUUUUGUUUGUUUCCCGUUCCCAUAGCACCGAAAGAGGAACAAAUGUUGAAUAGAUGCCUUGAAAUCAGAUGCUCAGAUGGAAGGAGGCGGUAGGAGGGGCUAGCUUAGCAAGCAAGACUAGCCUGGAGAGGGGAGAGGGAAGGUGACUGUUUUUGUGAUCUGCUGCUAUAUUCCUGUGCUAAAGAACAGAAUUCUCAGCCCUGUGGUAGAGUAAGAAUAUUUAUACUGUAUUAUUACAGUGUUUUGCACUUUUCAGAGACAUUCUAGAUCGUACAUAUUGUCAAACACUAUAAAAGGAAUUGUAUAUCAGCUUUGUUUAUGUAUUUGAGAUAAAGAAAGGGAUGCUUAAAAUUUAAGAAAAAAAUAUAUAUAUAUUUGAAAUGCAUUUUUAGACCACUUUCUGUACAAGUAUUAAAAAGCUUUCACAUAAAUGUGCACUUCCCUGGUCGAUCAGUUCUAGUGUAUACUUGAAAUAGACUUGGUGUCUCCAUUUGUUACUUUCUUUUCACAGUUCGAUCCAUUCAUUCCUUACUUACAUAAGGUGUUUUGCUAUUCUAAGAUGAAUUACAGAGUAUAAAGCUGUACCAUAAAAGCAGGAUAUUCUGUGUGUGACUGGGUGUGCUUGCAUCAAUAAAAAAAAAAAAAACAA